Lichtheimia ornata is the source of this 1620-nucleotide messenger RNA. RefSeq lists its product as uncharacterized. The coding region runs from base 1 to 1620 and encodes 539 amino acids. The record is from RefSeq and is a predicted model, not a curated record. Lineage: Eukaryota; Fungi; Mucoromycota; Mucoromycetes; Mucorales; Lichtheimiaceae. The transcript is spliced from 4 exons.
AUGGCUGUUGUAGUAGAUGACAAGCCAUAUCCAAUGCACCAAGAUCCAUCAUCAUCCUCUCUCCUUUUCUCGGCUUCAGCUCCACAUCCUGGAAAAGGCUAUCAUUACGCAAAAGUUGAUUCCACUGGAAGCAUUCUUGAGAGUGAGCCAUUUGUUCGGAAGCCAUUUGAUGGUGAUGCUACACCCAACGAGCACUAUAAUCGAACCUGGAAUACAUGGAAGAUAGCCCAACUACCCCAAGCCUUGGAUCCAUUACCAGCCAUCAAUCGCGUUGAUAGCAAGCUACACAUCGAUGGCGAGAUCCCCACCAUCCACAUCACUGGUGAUGAGCAGGCCAUUCAAAACAUGCAUAAAAAUGAUGAAGAAGACAUCAAAGUGAGCAUCAACAUGACCCAUAUCAGCCUUCAUGAUGUCCAAACGUUUUCCGGUGUCGAAUUUGAAAUCUCUGGCCAUUCAUCCCGCCAAGCUCCCAAACUUGCAUACAACCUUAAGCUUCCAAAAAAGACUUACCUUUAUGGUUAUCGACGUCUCAAGUUGCGAUCAUUAGGCACCGAUCCAUCCUAUAUUCGCGAGGAUUUAGGAUACAAGAUGCUGCAUGCUGCGGGUGUACCAACUACGGAUACUAGCUAUGUCAGAGUGUACCUUAACAAUCAACCACUUGGCCUAUUUGGAUUUAUCGAGAAAUUUAAGAAUCCUUGGUUACGCAACGAAUUCAAUGAUGGUAAUAAGGGCUACCAACAAGGCACAUUGUAUCAAAGCAAAAGCAAGGCAGGUGGUCCUUUGGGUCUUUUCAGUGGUAAUCUCUCAGACCUCAGUUACUACGGUGAUCAAGAGCAACCUUACUUGUCCCAAUACAAGAUCGCAGAGGAUCCAUCUUCAAAAGAGAAACCCAACUUUUCGGCUCUUAUCCAAUUGACCAAAUUCCUUGACAAGGCAUCAUCCACCACCAACAAGGAAGCAUGGGAGGCUCAUUUCGACAUGGAAAGUGUCAUGAGAGGGAUGGCUCUUGAGUUCUUGAUGGGAUUUGGUGAUAGUUACUUGGCAGCAUUCAACAACUAUUACAUUUAUCAAACGGCUCCCGACAGCUCCAAGUUCAUGUUUUUGCUGUAUGACAUUGACCACUGUAUGGGAUCCACGCCUUUUGUCAAGAUGUCACAGAUCGAAACAGGUGACUGGCACAAGUUCACAAACGAGGUGACCAAACGCCCUCUUAUGAAAUUCACCCAAGUACCUGAAUACGCUCAUCGAUUUGAUCAAUUGAUACAAGAGCUCAAUGACAAGUUGGUGAAUUUGGAUGUGGUUGGCCAACGCAUCGAUGAUACGGUUGCUAUGCUUCAAGAGGAUGUUGCAUGGGAUAAAUCAUGUCCACGUGUGAGCAAAGCAAAUUUCUCCAGUGAUAGCGACAUCCUUGCAAUGAAAGACAAGCUCGAUCAAGUGAAGAGUGAGAACCUAGAUCUCGAUACGCUUUACAAGUAUAACCAAAGGAUGCGUGAUGGCGAUAUUGGAUUCAUCCAAGCUGUCAAUGGACCUACACACUACGAGUCUUCUUUGGUUGGCCUCAAGGAAUUCAUUAAGAUCAAGCAUCAAAAUGUUGUUGAUCACUAUAGCAGCAAACAAUAG